AUCGCGCUGCUUGACCUUGAAGCCAUGGCAGCGGACAAAGAGGGCAUUCCUGGCGCAAAACCUGCCGCUUCCACAACCUUCUUCAAGGGGUUGCAAGGCAAUACAUUGCACAGAGGAGCUAUACAGGCUACAAUGCCCAUGCAGCUUGAAGCCGUGCUGGCAAAGCGCGAGAGGGCGGAAAGGGAACACAUGCCUGCUCGGCCUCCGAAUGUAUUCGUCGACGGUGUGUACGUGAGAGGGUCUGCAGAUCCCAAGCAGAAGCCUCUGUUGCGGCACGUCAUCGUGAAGGACCUCAACAAGGUUGCUACACAACUCAAGUAUGAGGUUCCAACGAGUGGCCUUUUCGAAAAGAAACCACCCAUGGGCUUAUAUUGCAUUUUCGAUGGGGUAGCCGGCGGCGGGACUUCUGGAACUGGACCUUCAGUUGCCUCCAUCGCCGAGUUCUGCGCCUUGAAUUUCCACAUAGCGCUUCUGAACGCUCUUUCAGAGUUGAGGCCGAACUACGUCACCGCAAAGCUGGUUGAGGAGGCACUUGCGAGCAGCUUGGAAACUCUCGACCAAGAACUUCUCAUAAGGAAUCCAGAAGUUGUUGAAGGUUGCGGAGCAGCAAUCGCCUUGCUCGUGCGGGAUCACCUCUUCGUCGCGCUGAUGGGUCGAUGUAGUGCCGUGCUCUGCGAGGUCGGCGAUGAUGGAAGGCGUAUUCCUAUGACUUUGGGUAGAGGUGUGAAGACUGGUUGCAUGGGAGGGCCUUCAGCUACUUCUCCGGAUGUGCUAACAGCACAACUGAGCGCUGCAGACCGCCAUUCGUUCCUCGUCCUGACAUCCUCGGUGAUAUCGAACUCCAUCUCUUCAACGGAGCUCAUGAACAUCUCUUUGGGGUAUGAUUUGCAGCCCAGAGCCUUCUGUGGUGAUGUGGCUUCCCGCGCAGCUCAAGCAGGGCCGUGCACAGCAGUGCAGGUGGACGAGCCUCAAAGCUCAGCUCACGGAGAAAGCAAACAGAAAGCAAAUGCUCCAAGUCAGGGAAAGCAGAUAAGAACGGUGAACUUCCUCCCUGAAGCUCCAACACAGGUUGAGGCGGUUCCCCCGCCUACAAAGAAGGCAAAGGUUGCGCACACGAGUGGAGCCACGCAGAGCAUGCGUCUCAGGCACAUCUUGGUGAAGUUUCACGAAGGACCAAAGGUUCCUGAGGAGCCGAAGGCAAAGUGGGCGUCCCGUUCGCGACUGGAUGCUGAGAAGAUACUGCGUGUUGCUAUUGCUGAGAUUCGACAGGAUCGGAAGCAGUGGAAGAAGCCUCCGAAGGAUGUGACUGAGAUGAUCAGUCUAUCUUCCAAAAAGUUCAUCGAACUUGCAAGGAAGCAUUCGGACUGUGAGACAGCACAGAAGGGUGCACUGGCCUGUGGUGACCUUGGGUGGGUUACACCAGAGGCGCGGGCAUCCAUGAGUGAACACUUCAAGGAGGUUUGUGACGUCCUACACCCUGGACAAUGGAGUGACAUCGUGGCGUCACAUCAGGGCAUGCAUUUGGUUCAGAGAGUUCCAGUUGGCACCAGGCUUUACGGCCUUAUGCCCGCUGCCAGGUACCAGGUGCAGACAGUGGGCGGCACCAUUCCUGGCAAGACAGGGGAGCCAUCACAUGUUGAACUGUCUAUGGAGGAUGUACCGUUCAAUCUUCGUCGGUUUCAAGAAAUGGAGGUCAUCUCCGACGAGUUGGAGCCUCAUCUAGAGGACUGGAUCAUCUCCACCAAGGAGAUCUACACAAUGGCGUACUACAUGGAUGAGCAGCUGCUGGUGGAUACAGGGAUGAUCAACUGCGUCAUCAUCUCCUGUGCAUCUGCCAAGACGGCGUUGGCUCUGGCAUUCUGCUUGCGAAUGCGGGAGAUGAGGUACGUCUUUGGACUUACCUCCAAGGAUCAUCUUGAGUUUGCUCGGUCAACGGACCUCUUCCACGAGGUCUUCUCCUAUGAUGACAUUGAAUCUUUACCAAACAACCACACAGUUGUUUACAUGGACUUCAAGUGUGAUGGCGAGCUGAGACAGCAGAUUACUUUGAGGAUGGGCACAAACCUGAUGUACAACAUGGUCAUUGGGCCAGCUGUUUUCCAAAAAAAGAUGAAGGAUCAACUCUUCGAGAAGCGAGCCAGAGAAGUCCUGUUUGAUGAGUCGUCCUGGCGAGAGCGUCGACGGCUGGUGGCCGAGGUUACAAAGACCGGGAGAAAUGAAAAGCUCAAGCACUCUUACAAGGCGUUUAUCGAGCGCAUGAAGCAAUACAUCACUGUGAAGCACGUCGGCUCCGUGGAUGGUUUUGUUAAGAUGUACGAUGCUUUGUACAGCAAC
Molecule: messenger RNA, 2334 nt
Organism: Cladocopium goreaui
Lineage: Eukaryota; Dinophyceae; Suessiales; Symbiodiniaceae
Source: the annotation of a GenBank genome assembly